AUGGCGUGGUCUGGCAUCGAUCAGGAGGACGCGAGCAAGACCGGCAAGGACGCCACAUCGUCCACCAACGCCUCCCGCAAGUCCAUUUCCGUCGAGCGGCCGGCCGUGCUGCUGCCCCUCGUCACCCGCCUGACGCGUCUCACGCCGCCCGCCCUGUCGAGCGGCCGGCGUGCCGACUACGACGCGGCGCUCUCGGCCAUAGGGUUCGGCCGCUUCCACUGGUGGCUGCUAAUCACCAUCGGCUGGGCGAACGCGGCAGACGCCGUCGAGCUGCUGUGCGUCUCCUCCCUGCUGCCGGCCGCUGAAUGUGACCUGCACAUGACGCCCGAGCAGAAGGGCUACCUCUCGUCGUCGGCGUUCGUUGGUCUGAUGAUCGGCGGCUACGUCUGGGGCGGCCUCGGCGACGCCAUCGGCAGGAAGGCGACGCUGAUCUCGGCGCUGCUCUUUAACGCCCUCUUCGGUGCCCUGUCGUCCGUGAUGCAGACGUACUGGCCAUUCCUGGUCUGUCGCUUCCUCAGCGGUGUGGGGGUCGGCGGCGCAACCCCGCUGGUGUUCUCGUACUUUUCCGAGUUCUCGCCGAAGGAGUACCGCGGCCGGAUGAUCAGCUUCGUGUCCUACUUCUGGAUCAUUGGCAACGUCGUGGUGGCAGCUAUGGCGUGGAUUGUGAUACCACGUCACAUAGGAUACAUAUCGAGCUCUUUCAAGUAUGAUUCUUGGCGCAUCUUCGUCCUUUUAUCAACUAUGCCGAGCUUCCUCUCUGGUCUGGCGUUGACGCGGUUUCCUCGCAGCGCCCAGUAUCUUCUAUCCAAGGGCCGCAAUGAAGAGGCACUCGAGAUUCUGCGGAGUGUGUACCGCUUCAAUGGCGGCAAGGUGGACGAUUAUCCGAUUUCCCGUCUGGAGAUCGUCGACUGCGAGGAGUCGAGGAACCGCUCGCUGCUGGAGGUGGUGGUGUCGGUGAUUCGGUCCACGGGCCAGCUGUUCACGACCUGCCUGCGUCCCACGCUCAUCAUGAUGGGCAUCAACUUCUGCAUCCAGUUCGGGUAUUACGGCCUGUGGGUGUGGUUUCCGGAGCUGUUCAACCGCCUGGAGCAGUACCACGAGCAGUACCCGGGCUCGUCGGCGUCCGUGUGCAGCAUCAUCGACGCCGCCGUCGCCAGCAACGCCACGGACCCGUGCGCCUCGGCCGCGGACGUGACCGCCUACCAGGACGAGUUCAUCGUGGCCGUCGCGCCCAUGGUGCUCAACGUCUGGACGAUCGUGCACAUGGACCGUCUCGGCAGGAAGUUCUUCUUGGUGUUCGGUAUGUGUCUGUCGGGCGUCAGCGUCUUCCUCAUCUACGUCGUGAAGGAGUCUUGGCAGAACCUGGUGCUCUCCUGCCUGUUCGGGUCGGUCUCCAACCUCAGCUUCUGUGCCAUCAACUGCGUAUCUGCCGAGCUGUUUCCUACCCAUUUGAGGUCCACGGCGAUCGCUGUACAGAUGGUGGUAGCUCGCGUUGGCGCGAUCCUGGGCACUUCGGCGUUCGGUCAGCUGCUGUACAUCAACUGCGCCGUGCCGCUGCUGCUGGUGGCUGGGCUGCUGGCAGGUGGCGGCCUGUUGUCCCUGCUCCUACCGAACACCACCCGCGUGCCUCUGAGCUGAGGGGCUGAUCGCUCGUCCCGAGGAGCCGGCGGGCUGUCGGCGGCGCUUCGGCAUUCGGGACCAGCGGUGGCCUGUGUUGUGUUCGUGUUUGCGUGAUGUUUCUGGGGGGCGCGCGAGUCCCUGUUGGUUUGCAAACGUCCGAUGAUGACCAUUGGGGAUUACGCUGCCGGCGUAACUGCUGACCUUACCUUUGACCGACUGACCUUUCUUACCGAGUGUAUUAUUUCAGGAGGCGGGAUUAUUAACCUGGUAUCGCUGGGUCUUUGGUCAUUUCACACACCGCAUCGACACUGCAGUGUGUGAUGGAUCUGAUAUCUCAUCAUGUUCAUGUUGAUAUUGGGAAUGUGGAGCGCUAUUUUACUUUUUCCGCACCUUUCAUUCGACCGUCCUGUCACAUUCCAAGAGUACGAUGCGUUAUAUUCUGAACGGGCAUUACGUUCUCCAUCGCGCGAAUAAUCUUCCUGCCAACGCGUUUACAAACUUCGAGUGUGCCUGGCGGAGGUGAUGUUGAUAAAUUUACCUGAGUAAGCGACCAUCAUUGAAAAUAGUCUUGUCUCGUGAUUGCAUUCCAACUUACUUCGACUGCACUGGCACUGGAAUCGCCGCCGAACUGCCCACAUCCCCAGCGUGUGCAGCAGCCACGUGUACAGCAGCGUGUAGCAGCUUAGCUGUACCCAGAUUGUGUGAUCGUGUGGGUGAGCAUUGACGUUACAUGUUACGCCCCGCAAAUGUAGGCCACCAAGCAGAUCUAUUCGUGUUAUGCGACUGCGGUAUGGUGCCAGUGCAGUAUGAUUCCCACUCAGAUAUAUGAGCUGAUGACCGGUAUCCGACGGUGUACCGACGAUCCGUCUGUUCGGUCACGUUUGCAGAUCCGAGGUUGAUUUAAAGCUGUUGGGGUAUACGAGGGGAAUAGGGAGAUGCCGUCAGGCACAGGGCUCAUGAGGCAAAUUGAACCAUAAAGGUGUAUUGUGUUAUUCAGUCUUUUACCAACAGGAUAGCCCCCAAGGGCCUUUAUCCAGUUGUUACGUUUUUCUGUGUUCUUGUUGUUGAUUUUAAUUUGUGGCUGAAUAAAGGGAUCCGUCCAAGAA
Molecule: messenger RNA, 2726 nt
Organism: Pollicipes pollicipes
Lineage: Eukaryota; Metazoa; Arthropoda; Thecostraca; Pollicipedomorpha; Pollicipedidae
Product: synaptic vesicle glycoprotein 2C
Exons: 12
Coding region: 1-1638 (545 amino acids)
Biological process (GO): transmembrane transport
Cellular component (GO): membrane
Molecular function (GO): transmembrane transporter activity
Source: RefSeq, a predicted model, not a curated record